GCCCUUGUUCCAGCCUUGGAUAUGGCCGCCUCCUCUCGGUUCAAGGACACCCUUCCGUCAUACUAUUCGCAAUCCGCACGUCGAAAGUCUCUCGACGCUCCUUCCACCACACCUCCCCCUUCUCUAGUCAACAGCGCAGCAGACCAAACAGCUCCUUUCCUCGUGAUCGGCACCAACUCGCCCCCUCCUCCGACCCAUUCCAUCGUAAUCAAGAGCAAUCCUGUGACGAAUCAACCGGCCCUUCCAAAGCGCCCCCGUCGCCCCACCCGUCCGUCCCUGUCAGACCAACUGGCCACAAUUGGGCUGCAAGCUGACUCGUUGGUGAAAUCGCUGACCAAAUCGAACUCUAACCCCCCGAGUUCUACGUCGUUUACGCUGCCCACGCUAAGUUUGGUGGUGGGGCGAGUGGACUGCAAGUUUCCCUCCCCCGCUACUUUUUCCAAGUCCGAAUGCCAGUUCCAGUUCCUUCUUGGGACAAGGGAUAUUGCCAUGCACAUGUAUUACCACGACAUGGCGGACGUUGUGUUUGACAAGCGCGCCCUCACCCUGCGGUUUAAAAUUGGCCAUCCGUUGGCCGAGUUUGGUGCCGACUACGACUUUCGGAAUCGCAACCACGCAAUUGUGAUCGGACUCGCGUCCGUGUCCGACUGGACCAAAGCCAAGGCGAUCGUGCUCGCAAAUAGUAGUACUAGUAGUAGAUAGUAG
Aphanomyces astaci is the source of this 705-nucleotide messenger RNA. RefSeq lists its product as hypothetical. Lineage: Eukaryota; Oomycota; Saprolegniomycetes; Saprolegniales; Verrucalvaceae. Bases 22 to 702 code for a protein of 226 amino acids. The transcript is spliced from 2 exons. The record is from RefSeq and is a predicted model, not a curated record.